AUGGCGACGACAGGCUCUCUUCAGCAACCACUGGACAUGAUCCGCUUGAAUCUAGAUGAAGUAAUAUAUUUGAGAUGUAAAGGUGGUAGAGAGAUAGUUGGAAGAUUACACGCCUAUGAUGAGCAUUGCAAUAUGAUCCUGUCCGACGCCAAGGAGACAAUUACAACUGCCGAAAUUGAGCCAACAACAAAUGAAGAGAUCAAAAAGAGUGUACAGAGGGACAGUGGAACUGUAUUCAUACGCGGGGAUUCCUUGAUUCUCCUUUCUCACCAUGAACAGUAG
Molecule: messenger RNA, 282 nt
Organism: Theileria equi strain WA
Lineage: Eukaryota; Apicomplexa; Aconoidasida; Piroplasmida; Theileriidae
Product: U6 small nuclear ribonucleoprotein, putative
Exons: 4
Coding region: 1-282 (93 amino acids)
Biological process (GO): P-body assembly; mRNA splicing, via spliceosome
Cellular component (GO): precatalytic spliceosome; U6 snRNP; P-body
Molecular function (GO): RNA binding
Source: RefSeq, a predicted model, not a curated record